AUGUUUAACAACCAGCCACUGGAACAAGUCGACAAGGAGCUGUACGACAUUCUGGCAGACGAAGGGAAGAGACAAAAAGAGACCAUAAAUUUGAUAGCAUCCGAGAAUCUGACUAACCUGGCCGUGCGUGAAUGCCUUGGGAAUCGAGUGAGCAACAAGUAUUCGGAGGGAUACCCCAAGAAGAGGUACUACGGAGGGAACGACUACAUAGACAAAAUUGAGGAGCUGUGUCAGAAGAGGGCAUUGGAAGCCUUCAACGUAAGCGAAGAAGAAUGGGGAGUGAACGUACAACCGUUAUCUGGCUCCGCGGCCAACGUACAAGCCCUGUAUGCUUUGGUAGGAGUAAAGGGAAAAAUAAUGGGGAUGCAUCUAUGCUCAGGAGGGCAUUUAACACAUGGAUUCUUCGAUGAAAAAAAAAAAGUAUCCAUCACAUCGGAUAUGUUUGAAUCGAAGCUCUACAAAUGUAAUGAUCAAGGAUAUGUUGACUUAGAUGCAGUGCGCGAGAUGGCCUUGUCAUUUAAACCCAAGGUGAUAAUUUGUGGAUACACCAGUUAUCCUAGGGACAUAGAAUACCAGAGGUUUAGACAAAUCUGUGAUGAGGUGGGUGCAUAUCUAUUCGCUGAUAUUUCACACAUCUCAAGUUUUGUAGCAUGUGGCAUACUCAACAACCCAUUUUUAUAUGCUGAUGUGGUUACGACAACGACCCAUAAAAUAUUAAGAGGCCCUAGAAGCGCUUUGAUAUUUUACAAUAAAAAAAAAAAUCCAGGAAUCGACCAAAAGAUAAAUAGUGCAGUAUUUCCAAGUUUCCAAGGAGGUCCCCACAACAACAAAAUAGCAGCCGUUGCAUGCCAACUUAAGGAAGUUAAGUCAUCCGAAUUUAAGGCGUACACAGAACAGGUUCUACUCAACAGUAAAGCACUAGCUAAAUCUUUAAUUAGUAAGAAUAUUGAUUUAGUUACCAACGGAACGGAUAAUCAUCUUAUUGUUGUAGACUUGAGAAAGCAUGGUAUUACUGGAUCCAAACUUCAGGAGACAUGUAACGCUAUUAACAUCGCAUUGAAUAAGAAUACGAUUCCAUCCGAUGUCGACUGCGUCUCGCCCAGUGGUGUGCGAAUUGGUACUCCCGCCAUGACUACCAGAGGCGCAAAGGAAAAGGACAUGGAAUUUAUCGCAGAUAUUUUGGACAAAGCCAUCAAAAUAACUGUAAACUUGCAGGAGCAGUAUGGUAAAAAGCUCGUCGACUUUAAGAAAGGAUUACCUACGAGUGUUGAAUUGCAGAAACUGAAACAGGAAGUUGUCACCUGGGCUGGUGCUCUACCCUUCCCCUGA
Messenger RNA from Plasmodium knowlesi strain H, 1329 nucleotides. Its product is annotated as serine hydroxymethyltransferase, putative. Gene Ontology annotation, cellular component: cytoplasm. Gene Ontology annotation, molecular function: serine binding; zinc ion binding; pyridoxal phosphate binding. The transcript is spliced from 3 exons. The coding region runs from base 1 to 1329 and encodes 442 amino acids. Gene Ontology annotation, biological process: tetrahydrofolate interconversion; L-serine catabolic process; folic acid metabolic process. The record is from RefSeq and is a predicted model, not a curated record. Lineage: Eukaryota; Apicomplexa; Aconoidasida; Haemosporida; Plasmodiidae.